Messenger RNA from Iphiclides podalirius (scarce swallowtail), 1152 nucleotides. Lineage: Eukaryota; Metazoa; Arthropoda; Insecta; Lepidoptera; Papilionidae. The record is from the annotation of a GenBank genome assembly.
AUGGCGGUGUUAGCGGCCGCCCAAUUAUUAGAUGAAUUAAUGGGACGGCAUCGAAAUACCAAUCCUAACGAGAAAAUAAGAAAACCGAAUUGGGAGGACCCAGAAUACUGUAAAUACUUCAUGGUAAAAUUUUGCCCUCAUGAUUUGUUUGUGAAUACUCGGGCUGAUCUUGGAGCUUGCCCAAAAGUUCAUGAUGAUGAAGUUAAGGAACUGUUUGAGAAAGCGGAGUCUUCAUAUAAAAAAGCUCAAUAUGUUGAAGAGUUUUUACGUUUUUGUAGGCAUAUGAUAAGUGAAGUAGAAAGGAAAAUCCAAAAAGGUAAACAAAGAUUGGAGCUCAUGAACUCUAAACCGGAAGGUCCACCAAUGACACAGGCUCAAACUGAAAAAAACCAAGAGCAGGUGAAAUUGUUAUCUGAGAAAAUCACAGCAUUGGUGCAAGAGGCAGAAGAAGCCGGUACCCGUGGAGAUGUAGAACAGGCUCAGGGCUUAAUGAAACUUUGUGACAGAUUGAAAGAAGAAAAGGAGCAACUACUUAAACAACAGGAAAACAGCCAUUGGUCUAUGACUGCCGAGUUGGCUGCAGCUCAAGAGAAGCAGAUGGAAGUUUGUCCUGUUUGUGGAGCUUUUCUGAUUGUGGGUGAUGCUCAGCAACGCAUCGAUGACCAUCUUUCCGGGAAACAACAUGUUGGGUACUUCAAACUGCGCCAGGCGUACGAAGAGAUGAGCGAGGCCCGUGAGAAGGAACAACAAGAGAAAGAGAAGAAGAGGCGGGAGGAGAGAGAUAGGGAGCGCAAUGCCCGAGGAGGGGGCUUAGGGUCUGAUAGAAGGGACAGGGAACGAAUGGAAAGGGACAGAGAGAGGGACAGGGAUCGUCCAGAUAGAGAAAGGGGGGAAAAGGACAGAGAACGCGGCGAGCGCGAUCGCAAUGAUCGCGACCGCAAUGAUCGCGAUAAGGACAGGGAGAGAGAUAAGGAUCGGCAUCGGUCAGGCCGCGAAGAGAAGGGCGGCAGGCACGAGGAGAGAGAGCGAGACAGAGAGCGCGAGAGGGACAAGGAUCGCGAACGCGAACGCGAACGCAAACACCGCAAGGAGAGAAAAUCUCCACACGAGAGGUCGCGCCGUCGGUCCCGAGAACGGGAACGCGACCGCCAC